CCUCUUUCGACAAGGUUAAAGGUUAAAAUUGCCGUUCAUUUCUUGCCGUUACAUUUUCGUGCCCUUGUCCGUCUUGAUUAUUGUUGAUUGUCGAUUGCAUUAAUUUAGUAGAGAGAGCUAAGAGUUGCAGCCAGCAGCAUACAACGCCACAAUGACGACCAAGAAUACCACCCGCAUUGGAGACUCCUUACUGGGAACCUGGACGAGUGAAGUUAAUGUUUCGAGCCAUGACAAGUCGUCGUUGACAGCCUACAUGAUAGUGCAUUUUUUGGCCGAUCCACGAAAGGCCCAUGGUUGCGAAUUACUCGACUGCCAAGAACGCGACAACCAAGUUUGUAUGCUCUCGGCAAUUACCGACUACGGCCACACAAACAUCGCAAAGAAAUGUCAUGAUAUUGCCAAGGAAAAGGAUGUAUCUUGGAGUGAUUUGACGGUGUUUUAUUAUUUUGGAGUCAAGAUUAACUCUCCAUCCAAGCCAAAGGCGCAUAAGGAGCUGUCUACUGGCGCUUGGGUGGGUCCGUUUAAUUUGAUCAUGGCUCAAGAUGCGAAUGAUAAUAACCAGACAAACAACUUGGUGGACCGAUAUGUCGGGCGCUACGUUCAGAGUGAAUCCAUGACGCCCCCAUUUUUGCAGAACAUGGCCCCCGUUCAGAGCACCUUGUACACCAAGCCUGAUCGGUAUCAGGACUUUUUGGGAACUUCGGCAUUGGCGUACACGACACGAGUGCAAGCCAACUUUACGAAUAGCAUUGGCCACGAGAAGGAAGACCCCUAUAGUCCUUAUCGAGAAACCUGUGAUCACGGUAAUAUGCAGCCCAUUUUACCACUUUUGGAGCUGGACUUUUAUAACAACGACAACAACAACGACACGGCAAACGAUCCAAUCCCAACGUUUCGGCUGAAAUACAAAAUCAUGGCGGUUCCAACUCCGGAUGAAGCCGUCUCGAGGAUCUUGAAACCGUUGCAAUCCAAAUUUCAAGGCAACGGUGGAUACAAUAUUAUUGGUGGCCCGUACUGUUAUGGAGAUGAUCCCAAUCCUCUUUACCACA
Seminavis robusta is the source of this 1049-nucleotide messenger RNA. The record is from the annotation of a GenBank genome assembly. Lineage: Eukaryota; Bacillariophyta; Bacillariophyceae; Naviculales; Naviculaceae.